AUGGUUUUUAGGAUGCACUAUAGAAUAACAUCCGCUAUUAUGUUCCUGUGCUGUAUCCUCGUUACUGCUAAUAACCUAAUUGGUGACCCGAUCUCAUGUAUUAGUGAUGGAGCGGUUCCUGCACACAUAUUAAAUACCUAUUGCUGGAUCACUUACACGUUCACGCUUCCCUACAGCGGAGCUAAGGGCAUCGCUCACCCGGGCCUCGGUAACGAUUAUGAAGAAGAGAAACGCAUCCACUCAUACUAUCAAUGGGUGCCUUUCAUGCUAUUCUUCCAGGGUAUCUUGUUCUACAUUCCUCACUGGAUUUGGAAGAACUGGGAGGAAGGCAAAGUCCGCAUGAUCUCCGAUGGCAUGCGUGGGACGAUGGCCACUAUUGCUGACGACAAAACAAACCGCCAGAAUCGCUUAGUCCAAUACCUACUAGACACACUUCAUAUGCACAACACCUACUCCUUCGGAUAUUUCUUCUGUGAAGUUCUUAACUUUGCCAAUGUUGUUGGCAACAUUUUCUUUUUGGACACAUUCCUUGGCGGAGCUUUCUUAUCGUAUGGAACCGAUGUUGUCAAGUUUUCAAACAUGAAUCAGGAACAACGAAAUGAUCCUAUGAUCGAGGUGUUCCCAAGAGUCACUAAAUGCACAUUCCACAAGUUUGGAGCUUCUGGAACAAUCCAGAAACACGACGCACUCUGUGUUCUCGCCUUGAACAUCCUUAACGAAAAGAUUUUCAUUUUCCUUUGGUUCUGGUUCAUCAUAUUAUCUGUUGUCUCCGGCUUGGCUCUCGUGUACUCGGCUGCUGUCAUACUUCUGCCGAGCACUCGCGAGACUAUACUCAAAAGACGAUUCCGCUUCGGUUCUCCUAAUGGAGUUGCAGCCCUCGUUAGAAAAACUCAGGUUGGUGAUUUCCUACUCCUUCACCUACUUGGCCAAAACAUCUCGCUUCGUGUGUUCGGCGAAGUCUUGGAUGAGCUAGAACGUCGACUCAAUCUCGGUUCCAACCCACCAUCAGCGCCGUCCACAUUAGAAAUGGCGCCUAUUUAUCCGAACAUCGACAAGUACGCUAAAGAAACCGAGACG
This is a messenger RNA of Brenthis ino (lesser marbled fritillary), 1077 nucleotides long. NCBI's taxonomy places the organism in Eukaryota, Metazoa, Arthropoda, Insecta, Lepidoptera, Nymphalidae. The record is from the annotation of a GenBank genome assembly.